Molecule: messenger RNA, 1958 nt
Organism: Frankliniella occidentalis (western flower thrips)
Lineage: Eukaryota; Metazoa; Arthropoda; Insecta; Thysanoptera; Thripidae
Product: zinc finger FYVE domain-containing protein 21
Exons: 11
Coding region: 326-1015 (229 amino acids)
Molecular function (GO): metal ion binding
Source: RefSeq, a predicted model, not a curated record
AAACAAAAUACCCAUAGACACUAACAUUCUAUGAGGCAUCCUGAAAUAUCGAACUGUCUGGCAACUAAUACGUCAUCUAUCUCAAAGGCUGCGUUAUAGUCCUUACAAAAUACGUGCGGAAAACCGCACGAUUACAGAGAUUUUAAUUUUCAAUGUUGGCGCUUGUUUCCAAGCAGACAGCAUUUUUUGGCAAUGUGAAUAUGAAAAACACUUCGUGUUGUGGUUCAGAAAACAUAAACAUAAACGCGGCUAAAAAAACAACAAUAGCUGAUUGAUGUCAAUUUAGGCCAGUUCGGGAUUAAGUUUUCAGCAACCAGAGCAGACAAUGGAGUUUUCAUCAUUCAAGCGGUUGGUUAGGUCAAAAUCUGGCCUUCGAAUAGUUCCUGCUAACGAUGAUAUGAAGAGCCCCUUUCUGUUGAGUGAGCCACCAUGGACACCAGAUAGUGAGACAAAUAACUGCACAGAGUGUAAAUCAAAAUUUGGAUUCACACUUAGAAGACAUCAUUGUCGUCGCUGUGGACUAAUCUAUUGUGGACAGUGCUGUGCAACAAGGCUUCCACUACCUCGAAUGAGCUUUGUUGAUCCAGUUCGAAUGUGUGAUCGAUGUGCCGAUCGAACAUCCAAUGAACAAGAUUUCUUUGAACGACAUUUAAAGAUCUUGACCAGUGGAGCUUCCUUUGUGCCAGACUCCUCUUAUAGCAGGGCUGACUCACUACUGUGUAAACUGACUCCUGACCACAGAUAUCUUCUGUUUGAAGGAAUGAGCCAUGAACCAGUAGAUCUUCUACUUAUCAAGUCGUUUAGUGUUUCAAAGGAUAUGGAGAUUUUAGAAUGCAAUGAGGAUUAUAAUUCAGGUGGUAGCAGUAUGGAACUGGUGUUUAGUGCUGCAGAAGGUGACCAGGAAAAGCACUUAAAACUUACCACUGGCCCUGACCCACUGCGAAAGGCAGGAAGUUCAUGGAUACUUGCUAUGCAGCAGGCUUUGAAACUCAUCUAUAGUAUAGAUAAUAGCUGAGCCAAUGAAUCUUUGUUCAUCAGUAACUGUUGUGUUAGAUCACAUUCAUUCAAUAAUUAUUUCAGAGUCCUUUUUCACAUUUAAAUACUUUUGGGCCAUUCACAUUGAUCAUAUAUUUACUGUCAAAGUACCUGAUAAUUACUCAUUUUUGCUGAUAAGUAUAGUUUCAUCGCAAGAUUCUGAUAUAAAUGUUUCCUUUAGCAAUCAGUCUGAUUUUUUGCUUUUUUGUUUUGUCGUACAUUAUUUUUAUCCAUAUUUUAUUUAAUCUAAGUGAGAUUGUUAUUGUUGGUGUUCAGAGGUCCAUAAUAUAUGGCAGAGACUGGUCUUGCAUGGCAGUGCCAUAUUUCUGUGUAUUGCCUACAAAGGUGGGGGGAACUAUAAUUGAUUAGGUAGUAUCUAUCUAAGUUUAAUCUAUGUUUAAUCUCUCUUUCAAAUUACAUAGUGAUAUGAAAUUCUACUCGUUUGAAAUUAUAUUCUAUGUCGUAGAGUACACAUAAUUUGAGCAAUGAUCUUUAAAAGUAUCAGUGAAAUUGUUGCUAUUUUUGUUGAGUGAUGUGCCAUCAUACAGACACUUUGUCAUCUUAAAUACAUGCACAGUUAAAGUAAUUGAGUUAUUGUCACCUUUCUGCUAUUUUAUUAUAUUUGUUAGCUUUUAUAUCUAUCUACUUGUUCUGUUGUCCACACUGUGCUUUUAUUUGUUCUGUUUGGCAACUUGCUUUUUUGAGCAUUUUGUCUUGAAUGGAUACCUACUUUGUAUGUUUAAUUUAAUGUAUGGAUGGUUUGUAUUGAAAUUUCUGACAUGAACAGUGAAUCUCCCACUUGACUAUGUGUCAUUGUGGUCAUGCCUUGAUGUAUAUGUUAUUUAAGAAGCAUCUGAGUUGGAUCAAAAUGUUGCCUAUGAUAAUUUUUGAAGUGUAAUAAAUCUUAGUCUGAGUUUCAUUAA